AUGAAUAUCGGGCUUUUCUGGAUCUUUGUGCUUCUUUCGUUGGCAUACUGGCUGUGUCAUGGAAUUUACCUGAUUGUAUAUCGGCUUUAUUUCCACCCUCUUCGACAUUUCCCAGGUCCCAAGCUAGCUGCUGCUACAUAUUGGUACGAAAUAUGGCAGGACUGGUUUGCGGGUCCAUACCAUGGGCGAAAUAGUUGGAACAUUGAAAAGCUUCAUGAGCAAUAUGGGCCCAUCAUCCGCCGGGCGCCCGACGAACUAGACGUCACAGACCCGGAAUGGUUCGACGUAUUAUUCGCUGGAGGCCGACGAGACAAGUACAAUCGAGAGGCCGUGGAAGGCGGUGAUGCCAGUGGCCUUAUCCAAUUGACUAGAGAUCGGACCAGACAUAAGCACCGCAAGGGAGCACUCACCAGGUUCUUUUCCAAACGGUCGGUAGUGCAACUGGAGCCUUCCAUCAUUGAAAAGGUAGAGUUACUCUCUGCUGGGAUUGAAAAAUGCAUGACUGAGAGGCGCGUGCUUCACGCAACCGAUGCGUUUGGAGCAUUAACCUUGGACGUCAUCACCGAUUAUUGUUUUGGAGAACGUUAUGGGUGUCUUUCAGAUCCCAAUUUUUCCCCUGAGUGGCAAGCAUUCUUCAGAGACAUGUUCUCCAACAGCCCUUUUCUCCGUAGCUGGGGCUGGAUAGUCCGAAAGCGGGAGAAUCUUCCCAAGUGGCUUCUUCGUUACAUCUUUCCAGACGUUGAGCAGCUUUUGAUUAUGAAAGAUACUGUUCGAAGCAAGAUAGAUGCAAUAUUCGAAGAGCGGGAAAAGGCUGGAGUGAAAGAUGGUGGACUUACAAGCUCAACUGGAGAUGUUGAUGUUGAGUGUGUAGAAAAAGAGCGCCGAACCAUUUUUCAUGACAUCCUCGACAGUCGGGUUCUUCCACCAGAGGAUAAGACAAAAUGGAGACUUACCGAAGAGGCGUAUGGCAUGGUGUUUGCCGGCGGAGUGACGACUGGCGUCGCACUUUCUAACCUUGCUUACCACUUGCAUGCCAAUCGAGAAUGGUUGAUCAAGGUCAGAGAGGAGCUUGAUCAGAUCAUGCCUGACCCCAACAAAUUGGCAGGCUCAUCCGAGAUCGAAAGACUUCCUGUUUUCAAGGCAUGUCUCAAAGAAAGCCUCCGGAUCGGCAGCCUGUUUACUGAGAGACUCGCAUUUCAAGAACCAGAUGAGUAUCUUUACUACCAUGACUGGGCAAUCCCGCCGGGAACCCCCGUAAGCAUGAGCAUUUGCACAUUGCACGCGGAUAAGGAAAUCUGGUAUGAGCCGAACGAGUUUCGACCCGAGAGAUGGCUCCAGGGUUCUGGGACAACUAUCCACCUAGAGAAGUACUAUGCCCCAUUCUCCAGAGGCAGCAGGGCCUGCAUUGGUUCAAAGUAG
Messenger RNA from Exophiala bonariae, 1419 nucleotides. RefSeq lists its product as uncharacterized. NCBI's taxonomy places the organism in Eukaryota, Fungi, Ascomycota, Eurotiomycetes, Chaetothyriales, Herpotrichiellaceae. The record is from RefSeq and is a predicted model, not a curated record. The transcript has a single exon. Gene Ontology annotation, molecular function: oxidoreductase activity, acting on paired donors, with incorporation or reduction of molecular oxygen; monooxygenase activity; heme binding. Bases 1 to 1419 code for a protein of 472 amino acids.